AUGAGCGAGAACAAGAUUCCUUUGCAUGUAAUGUUGGUUACCUAUUUGUUUUAUCUUAUUGUUGUUUUAUUAGGGCAUGCCAGAGACACAUUUGGAAAGUGGCUUUUUCCCAAGAUACAGAAAAGAAACAAGCUGGACGACAACAGGGUGCCGUUGUACAGCAACUUCGAAAGCUUCUUCAGACGUCGGAUUUUCAAACGAUUCCAGGACUGCUGGGAAAACCCCAUUUCCGGAGUCCCGGGGAGGUAUAUCACUGUCCUGGAAAGGAUAAUAGAAGACUCCAAUGAAAGCUUUCGCCUAACAGGAAAGAAGCUAAAGCUGCUCAAUCUCGGGUCUUAUAAUUAUCUCGGCUUCAGUAACAACGAGGGAUCUAUUGUGGAGAAGGUUGUGGAAGUGGUACACAAGUACCCUCUUGUACUGACGGCACCUGCAAGGGAGGUGGGAAGCUACGACAUAAUCAGGGAGUUGGAGGAGGAGAUGGCGUCUUUUCUACAUCAAGAGGACUGUAUGGUGUUUUCGAUUGGAUAUGGUACAAACUCCUCAAACAUACCUGUGAUAUGUGAGGAGGGGACUCUCAUCCUGUCGGACGAGCUUAACCAUGCGUCUCUGAUAACAGGGGCAAAGAUCAGCAAAGGAGUUAUAAGAGUAUUUGAGCACAAUAAUAUGAAGGACCUAGAGAGUAAGCUUAUCUUCAACAUUUCCCAAGGCCAGCCCUUGACACACAGAGCAUGGAGGAAGAUUGUUGUGAUUGUAGAGGGAAUUUACUCUAUGGAGGGAACUAUUGCCAACAUAAAGAAGCUUGUUGAGUUGAAAAAGAAGUAUAAGUUCUACAUAUUUGUUGAUGAAGCACACUCGAUAGGGGCACUAGGGGCCACGGGAAGAGGAGUAUGCGAACAUGCAAAUGUGGAUUUCAGGGAGGUUGAUAUUCUUAUGGGAACAUUUACAAAGUCUUUUGGGGGGAUGGGAGGAUACAUAGCAGGAUCGAAGAAGCUGGUGACAUGGCUAAGGUUCUAUGGUGAUUUGUCUCUAUAUGGAGACCAAAUGCCACCAUUUGUAUGUUCGCAGAUACUGGAGAGCUUGAGAUGCAUAAAAUCUACGGAGCUUGGAAGGUUGAAGAUCGAAAAGCUCAGGUCGAACACGGUUCUCAUGAGGCAGAACCUUGUGAAUGCUGGCUUUUUUAUACUUGGAGACGAAUUCUCUCCAGUCAUUCCGAUUCUGAUAGUGUGCCCUGGGAAGCUGGUUGAGUUUUCAAGGCUCUGCAUGAUGGAGGGGAUUGGGAUUAUUGUUGUUGGAUAUCCAGCAACUCCUAUAUUGACAAGCAGGGUUCGGCUAUGUAUUUCGGCCUCACACACCACAGAGGAUGUGAUGAAAGCAUUUGAGAUCAUCAAUAAAGUGGGGGACAAGCUUGGAGUGAAGAUUUGUAAAUAA
Messenger RNA from Encephalitozoon intestinalis ATCC 50506, 1428 nucleotides. Its product is annotated as serine palmitoyl transferase subunit 2. Bases 1 to 1428 code for a protein of 475 amino acids. Gene Ontology annotation, molecular function: pyridoxal phosphate binding; serine C-palmitoyltransferase activity. The record is from RefSeq and is a predicted model, not a curated record. Gene Ontology annotation, biological process: ceramide biosynthetic process; sphingosine biosynthetic process. The transcript has a single exon. NCBI's taxonomy places the organism in Eukaryota, Fungi, Microsporidia, Unikaryonidae. Gene Ontology annotation, cellular component: serine palmitoyltransferase complex.